Messenger RNA from Drosophila busckii, 730 nucleotides. RefSeq lists its product as uncharacterized. The transcript has 3 exons. Bases 54 to 680 code for a protein of 208 amino acids. The record is from RefSeq and is a predicted model, not a curated record. Lineage: Eukaryota; Metazoa; Arthropoda; Insecta; Diptera; Drosophilidae.
UCACUUUUUAUAUUUUUGUUACUAAUUAAUUUAUUAAUUACAGCAAAGAACUAAUGAAAACCAAUAGUUUGCUGCAGCGCAGGAUCCUGGAGCUGGAGCGGGAUCUGGCCAUGGAGAGGGCCGCGAAGGAGGUCGCCAUUAGGCAGGUGGAGUACGAGCGGUGCCUCUCGGCACGGGAGCCCGGAAUGUCUGCAGAUGGUUAUACAGGCACGCUGAAGCGCGCAGCCGCAGCCCCGGAGGACGACGAGGCUGGUGCCAAAAAAGCUGCUGUGUUGCCUGCGGCAUUGCCUCGGACAGAAGCUGUGCCAGUUGUUGGGCCAGCAGUUGGAGUUGUAGAGGCUCUCCAAAUGGGAGUGCUGGCCCAGCAACUGGCACAGCCUUUGCCCGAGGCAAUGUUGCAGGUGGCACAGCCAGAGCCACAGCCAACUCUGCAGGUAAAACAGCCAUCGCCAAGCCCAGAGCUUCCGCCCCCGCUGCUGGCGGUGGAUGUGCCGGAGAAAUGUGGAGGAUGUGCCAACCCGAAAAUAAGCCACAACGUCUGGCACGCAAUUUCUGUUGCGCCAAUUGUGGCAACUUUUUUCUUAAAUCGAGGAAAGCGAAUGAGGCGCACUAUGCGAAGUGCAUCGCCAAGUUUUUGCCCAUUGUAUGCGAGUGUGGCGCAAAGUUCGCAACUGCCCUAAGAUUGCAAGCGCACAAAAAUAAAAAUUUCUGCAAAAGUGGGCACAGCCGG